AUGAGCAAGAAGCGUGAGGCUGAGUUUCAGAAGCUGCGUCGUGAUCUCGAAGAAUCCACCCUGCAGCAUGAGGCCACCGCUGCAGCUCUGCGCAAGAAGCAGGCUGACACUGUGGCAGAGCUGGGAGAACAGAUUGAUAACCUCCAGAGAGUCAAACAGAAGCUGGAGAAGGAGAAAAGUGAAUUCAAGAUGGAGAUUGAUGACCUCACCAGCAAUAUGGAGUCUGUCGCCAAAUCGAAGGUCAAUCUGGAGAAACUGUGCCGGUCUCUGGAGGAUCAAUUGAGUGAGAUAAAGGCCAAAAAUGAAGAACAUGUGCGACAGCUGAAUGAUAUUGGGCUUCAAAGGGCAAGGCUGCAAACAGAGAAUGGUGAAAUCUCUCGCCACCUGGAGGAGAAAGAAGCCCUGAUCUCUCAGCUGACGCGGAGCAAGCAGGCUUAUACCCAGCAGACUGAAGAGCUAAAGAGGCAUAUUGAAGAGGAAGUUAAAGCCAAGAAUGCCCUGGCUCAUGCUGUUCAGUCAGCUCGUCAUGACUGCGACCUGCUCAGGGAGCAGUAUGAGGAGGAGCAGGAGGCCAAGGCUGAGCUGCAGCGUGCAAUGUCCAAGGCCAACAGCGAGGUGGCUCAGUGGAGAACCAAAUACGAGACUGAUGCCAUUCAGCGCACUGAGGAGCUGGAGGAGGCAAAGAAAAAGCUUGCCCAGCGUCUUCAGGAUGCAGAGGAAACCAUUGAGGCUGUGAAUGCAAAAUGUGCCUCUCUGGAAAAAACAAAACAGAGACUGCACGGUGAGGUGGAGGACCUGAUGGUCGAUGUGGAGAGAGCUAAUGCUCUGGCUGCUAACCUCGACAAGAAGCAAAGGAACUUUGACAAGGUCCUUGCUGAGUGGAAGCAGAAGUAUGAGGAGAGCCAGGCAGAGCUGGAGGGAGCACAAAAAGAAGCUCGUUCUCUUAGCACUGAGAUGUUCAAGCUGAAAAACUCCUAUGAAGAAGCUCUGGAUCACCUGGAGACUCUGAAGAGGGAGAACAAAAAUCUGCAACAGGAGAUCUCCGAUUUAACCGAGCAAAUUGGUGAGACUGGAAAAACCAUUCAUGAAUUGGAGAAAGGGAAAAAGGCUGCAGAGACAGAGAAGUCCGAACUCCAGACUUCACUUGAAGAGGCAGAGGCUACCCUGGAGCAUGAGGAGUCCAAGAUUCUCCGCAUUCAGCUUGAGCUCACACAAGUCAAGGGUGAAAUUGACAGGAAAAUUGCAGAGAAGGACGAGGAGAUUGAGCAGAUCAAGAGGAACAGCCAGAGAGUAAUCGAGACCAUGCAGAGCACUUUAGAUGCUGAGGUCAGAAGCAGGAAUGAUGCCCUGAGAAUCAAGAAGAAGAUGGAGGGAGACCUCAAUGAGAUGGAGGUUCAGCUGAGCCAUGCCAACCGCCAGGCAGCUGAAGCCCAGAAACAGCUGAGAAACGUACAAGGACAGCUUAAGGAUGCACAACUGCACCUUGAUGAAGCUCUCAGAAGUCAGGAGGACAUGAAGGAGCAGGUUGCCAUGGUGGAGCGCAGGAACAACUUGAUGCUGGCUGAGAUCGAGGAGCUGAGAGCUGCACUGGAGCAGACAGAGAGAGGCCGCAAAGUGGCUGAACAGGAGCUGGUUGAUGUCAGCGAGCGCGUGACACUACUGCACUCUCAGAAUACCAGCCUUAUCAACACCAAGAAGAAGCUGGAGGCUGACCUUGUCCACAUCCAAGGUGAAGUAGAAGAUUCUUUCAGGAAGCAAGAAAUGCUGAAGAAAAGGCCAAGAAGGCCAUCACUGAUGUGAGCGGCCAUGAUGGCAGAAGAGUUGAAGAAGGAGCAGGACACCAGUUCUCAUUUGGAGAGGAUGAAGAAGAACCUGGAGGUGACAGUGAAGGACCUGCAGCACCGCCUGGAUGAAGCUGAGAAUCUGGCCAUGAAGGGCGGCAAGAAGCAGCUCCAGAAACUGGAGGCGAGGGUUCGCGAAUUGGAGAGUGAAGUUGAUGCUGAACAGAGGCGUGGUGUUGAUGCUAUCAAGGGAGUACGAAAAUAUGAGAGAAGAGUAAAGGAACUCACCUAUCAGACUGACGAGGACAAGAAGAAUAUUGCUCGACUUCAGGAUUUGGUGGACAAGCUGCAGCUGAAAGUGAAAUCUUACAAGCGACAUGCUGAAGAGGCUGAGGAACAGGCCAACACUCACCUGUCCAGGUACAGAAAGGUUCAGCAUGAGAUGGAGGAGGCUCAGGAGCGAGCUGACAUCGCUGAGUCCCAGGUCAACAAGCUGAGGGUGAAGAGCCGGGAAAUGCACAAGACCAAGGAAGCAGAGGAGUGAGGAGGAAGUCAAGGUUAUACAGUAACAA
Xiphias gladius (swordfish) is the source of this 2353-nucleotide messenger RNA. Its product is annotated as myosin heavy chain, fast skeletal muscle-like. Gene Ontology annotation, cellular component: myosin complex. Lineage: Eukaryota; Metazoa; Chordata; Actinopteri; Istiophoriformes; Xiphiidae. The record is from RefSeq and is a predicted model, not a curated record.